CACGAAAGCUCACCAAUUAAAUUAAUUCUAAACAUUUUCACUCGCAUCUGUAGCAUUUUUACUGUUCUCAUUUUAAAAAUUCAAACAUCUUCCUUCAAUCAGUAUUAUUCUUGACCACAUGCAGGACUAUAGUGCGCGAACAGUGACAACGAUGACAAAUUUUGCUUCGAUCAAAACAAUGCAGUGUGAUUGUAGGGGAAAAAACAUCCAAAGCAGACGCAAUAAACAGCGAGCGACCUUAUGCAAUGUUGUGAUAGAAAUAUGAUAUUUGUCUAGUUCACAGCAGCGGUACUAAAAUGAACGCAUUCGCGCAUAGGCGGUUGGGAUUAUCCAUCGCGUCUUUAGUUCAACGUCGCUUGUUGUCAACUGCCGCACCAAAUGCAGCUGACGCAAGUUCCGUGCAGCUGAGCAAUACCUGCAUUAAUCGUUUGAAGGAAAUUUGCAAAAACAAUGCUUUCCUCCGAGUUGCAGUAGAGGGUGGAGGAUGUUCCGGCUUUCAGUACAAAUUUUCAGUCGAAAAACAACUCGGUGACGAUGAUGUUAUCGUGAGUCGUGACGGUGUGCAGGUGGCCAUCGACAAUGCAUCGAUUGAGUACCUAAGCGGCGCCACCAUAGACUACCACACGGAGUUGAUACGUUCCGGAUUUCGUGUCAUUAACAAUCCAAAGGCAGAGCAAGGUUGUUCCUGCGGUGCUUCAUUUACGGUUAAACUGGACUAAAUGCAAUUGUGUGAAAAGUACUGUGUUAUAGCAAUGUAAAAUAUAAUAAACUCGCGUUCAAUAUUUA
Molecule: messenger RNA, 786 nt
Organism: Anopheles funestus (African malaria mosquito)
Lineage: Eukaryota; Metazoa; Arthropoda; Insecta; Diptera; Culicidae
Product: iron-sulfur cluster assembly 2 homolog, mitochondrial
Exons: 2
Coding region: 297-719 (140 amino acids)
Biological process (GO): iron-sulfur cluster assembly
Cellular component (GO): mitochondrion
Molecular function (GO): 4 iron, 4 sulfur cluster binding; 2 iron, 2 sulfur cluster binding; iron ion binding
Source: RefSeq, a predicted model, not a curated record